Molecule: messenger RNA, 2832 nt
Organism: Vollenhovia emeryi
Lineage: Eukaryota; Metazoa; Arthropoda; Insecta; Hymenoptera; Formicidae
Exons: 1
Coding region: 1-2832 (943 amino acids)
Molecular function (GO): nucleic acid binding; zinc ion binding
Source: RefSeq, a predicted model, not a curated record
AUGCCGUUAGCAGACGAAGACAAUACGAACCGGGUUGCAGGAAAUUUGAACUCCGGACAGCUUACUGGCCAAUUAACGAGACAAAUUGGAAGUGGAAAUACAAUUAAUGUAGAUUUCUUCGAUAUUAAGCAACAAACGUUUCGAAGAUGGUUGCAACGUUUAGAAGGAGCUUUCCGUGUUUUUAAAAUUCAAGAAGGGCAAGAGAAGGUGGCUUAUUUAUUACAUUUUCUCGGCGUAGAGGCUUUCGGAAUUCUUUGCGAUCGAUUGGAUCCACAAGACCCAUACCUUUUGCCUUAUGAUGCCCUACUUAAUAAAUUAAAAGAAUAUUACGCUCCGGAGCCGUUGGAAAUAGCGAAAAUUUUUGUUUUUCGGAAGCGAUUACAAUUACCGGAGGAAAGUGCUCAAGAGUAUAUGGCUGCAUUGCAAAAGCUGUCUUUAUAUUGCAAGUUCGGCGAAUAUUUGAAGACGGAGCUCAGGAAUCAAUUUGUUUUUGGACUAAGGAAUCAACGUAUCCAAGGUCGACUUUUGGAGACAGCAAACCUGACGAUGGAAUCAGCAUUGAAGACGGCUAGCAGGAUGGAGUUAGCGGAAAAAGGCGUAAACGAAUUAAAGUCAGAAGCGGCAGCAGCAGUGGAUUUCGUCGGAUCAAAUAGUAAAGCGUUGAAGAAGAAAACAGACAAUGAGACCAAAGUGAAGGGCCAUUCGAAGAACUAUAAACCUGGAAGAAGGACAAAUUCGUUUAAUGGGACUAAUAAGUCCAAAACACAGGCGUCGAAAAAUUCAAAGUAUAAUAAUGUUUCUUGUUUUAGGUGUGGACAGAAUCAUCUGGCACCGGAUUGCACUCUUCCUCGACACGUGAAGUGUCAUGAAUGUGGUGGUUUUGGCCAUUUGCAGAAAGUCUGCAAGAAGAAAUGCAAAGCUCAGUUAUUGGAAGAGGUUUAUCGAUUGGAUGAAAUGGAACAUUCGUAUUUCCGGGAUAAGUUCAUGGUCUCUCUCUUUCUGGAAAAUCGGCGAGUAACCUUCGAGGUAGAUUGCGGAGCUGCGGUCACUCUGGUGAGUGAAAAAUGGCUUAGGAAGAUAUUUCCGCGAUUGGCCAUACAAAAGACAGAGCUAAGGUUGCGAUCGUACUGUAAACAAAAUUUUGCGCCGUUAGGUUUUGUAAAAGUUAAAGUACGCGACAUUGAUUGUAUACGCGAGUUGAAUAUGUAUGUAGUCUGUUAUGAUAGAAGUUCUUUAUUGGGUCGUGAGUGGAUAAACCAGUUAGGAAUAUUAGGAAAAGUAAAGUCGAGUUUGAGAGAAAUUGGAAACAUAAAAUCGCUGGAAGUAGAAGGUCAAGAUAAAUUAGAAUUAUUAUUUAAGAAAUAUCCUGAUGUACUGAGUGAGGAGUUUCCAUCCAUGAGUAAAAUCGAAGCACGGUUAAAAUUAAAAGAAAACGCGAAACCGGUAUUCUUAAAAAAUCGGGUAGUCCCAUUUAAAUUAAAAGAAAAAGUUGAAGCAGAAUUAGAAAAUAUGGUUCAAGCGGGAAUCUUAGAGAAGGUAGAGUCUUCAAGAUGGGCUACGCCAAUAGUACCGGUAUUAAAAAAGAACGGACAAAUUAGAAUUUGUGGCGAUUUCAGCGUCACAGUUAAUCCGUUGUUAGUGGUGGAUGAACACCCCUUACCCACGAUCGAUGAACUUUUUGCGUCAAUGACAGGAGGAAAAAUAUUCUCUAAAAUUGAUUUAAAGCAGGCGUAUCUGCAAUUGCCGGUAACAGAACAAGAUAGAGAAAUUUUAACCUUAAAUACGCAUAAAGGACUGUAUAGAAGUAACCGUUUAAUGUACGGGAUAGCUUCGACACCAGCGAUAUGGCAACGAACGAUAGAAAAUAUUUUAAAUGGAAUUCCAGGAGUAGCGGUAUUCCUGGACGAUAUAAGAAUUACGGGAAAAAAUUUAGAGGAACAUGUAAAACGUUUAGAAUUAGUUGUUGAACAAUUAUCAAAACACAAUGUACGCAUUAAUAAGGAAAAAUGUGAAUUUUUAAAAGAUAGUAUUAGUUAUUGUGGAUAUGUAAUAGGUAAAAGUGGAAUUUCAAAAGAGAAACAGAAAAUUGAAGCAGUAAGAAAAAUGCCUAGGCCUAAUAAUAUUACGGAAGUAAGAGCAUUUAUCGGAUUGAUAAAUUAUUACGGUCGAUUCAUUGAACAUUUAAGUGAUCUCUUACGUCCUUUGAAUAAUUUGCUUAAAAAGAAUAUUUCAUUUAGAUGGACAAAAGACUGUGAAUCAGCUUUCGAAAGAGCUAAAGCGGAAUUUGAGAAAAAUAAAAUAUUAGUUCCUUUCGAUCCGCAGUUGCCAAUCGUGUUAGCUACCGACGCUAGCUCGUACGGAGUGGGCGCGGUUCUGUCACACGUAUACCCAGACGGAAGCGAGAGAAUCAUUCAAUGUGCUUCAAACUCGCUUACCGAUACACAAAAAAAAUACGCGCAAAUAGAUAAGGAAGCGUAUGCGAUCAUAUUUGCCAUAAAGAAAUUUCACCAGUUUUUAUAUGGAAAUCAUUUUACUUUAGUAACGGAUCAUAAACCACUAGCGCAGAUUCUUAAUCCCAAGAAAGGUUUGCCAGCAUAUAGUGCAAUGCGAAUGCAGCACUAUGCUGUAUUUUUACAAGCUUUCAAUUUUACUAUUAAAUAUAAGAAAUCAACCGAGCACGGUAACGCAGACGGGUUUUCGCGAUUACCAGUGGCAGAAAAGCGUAAAGGGGAAUAUGAUCCGAUAGAUAUAUUCCAAAUGGAAAACUUAGAAACGCUACCAGUUACAGCAAAAGAAAUUUGUAAUAAAUUAGGAAAGAUGAAGCACUAUUAA